AUGGACGAAAUUUCACAACAUGCAUCUGUUGAUAAAAUUGAAAGUGAAGCUUUGGUUUGGAAUAUACAUGACGUUAGUGAUCAACGAUUAAGAACUGAGGAUGUGAAACUCCUUAUUAAAGGUAUAAUAGAUGAUGCCGAAGAAAAAGACAUAAAAAUUAAUUGUUAUGUAUCAGAUUCUGCUGGCGAGUAUGCAGUUGCAAG
This is a messenger RNA of Ambispora gerdemannii, 203 nucleotides long. The record is from the annotation of a GenBank genome assembly. NCBI's taxonomy places the organism in Eukaryota, Fungi, Glomeromycota, Glomeromycetes, Archaeosporales, Ambisporaceae.